Panicum hallii is the source of this 537-nucleotide messenger RNA. RefSeq names its product acanthoscurrin-1-like. The transcript has 2 exons. Bases 1 to 537 code for a protein of 178 amino acids. Lineage: Eukaryota; Viridiplantae; Streptophyta; Magnoliopsida; Poales; Poaceae. The record is from RefSeq and is a predicted model, not a curated record.
AUGGGCAGGCAUACCUGUGGGUGGCGGUGGGCCGCGGGGCACGGCGUUGGGCCUUGGGGGCGGCGGCGGGGGCUUGUGGGGCGGCAGCGGGCCGCGGGGCCGUGGCGUGGGAUCUCGGGUGCGGCGGUGGGCCACGGGGGCACGGCAUGGGGCCUCGAGGUUGGCGGCGGGGGCCUGCAGGGUGGCAGAGGGCCACAGGGCCGCGCGUGGGACCUCGGGGGUGGCGGCGGGGCCUGCGGGAUGGUGGCGGGCCGCGGGGGCACUGCGUGGGGCCUCGGGGGUGGCGGCGGGCCUCGGGGCCGCGCGUGGGACCUCGGGGCGGGAGCAGGCUGCUGGGGCAUGGCGUGGGGCCUCGGGGGCGGCGGCGGGCCUCGGGCCACGGCGUGGGACCUCGGGGCGUCGGCAGGCUGCGUUGCCGCGGCGUGGGACCUCGGGGCGGCAGCGGGGCCCGCGGGGCGGCGGCAGGCCUCGGGGCUGCGGCGUGGGACCUCGGGGCGGUGGCGGGUCGCGCUGCCGCGGCGUGACAGUUUUGGUUGA